AUGUAUUUAUUGGUUUAUGUUGAUGAUCUCAUUCUUACGGGAAAUAAUGAAUCUGUCAUUGCCACCUUUAUCUCUUGUAUGAAUCACGAAUUUGCCAUAAAAGAUCUUAGGGAACUAAAUUACUUCCUCGGUCUUGAAGUUGCUUACAUGGACAACGGUCUCUUCCUUUCACAUACAAAAUAUGCUCGUGACAUUCUCAUCCGUGCUGAGCUUUUGGACUCCAAACCUGUCAGUACACCUUUGGCUCUACAUGCAUCCUUCACAAUGGACGGCCUGCCCUAUUCUGAUCCUACUCUCUAUAGGUCGUUAGUUGGCGCCCUUCAGUACUUAACCAUAACUAGACCAGACUUAUCUUAUGCCGUUAAUCAAGUCUCUCAGUUCCUUCAUGCUCCAACCAUUGAUCAUUUCCAAGCUGUUAAGAGAAUACUUCGGUAUGUUAAAGGCACCAUUUCUUUUGGUCUAACUUAUAGCCGUCCUCAUAAAGCUUCUGUCGUAGGCUACUCUGAUGCUGAUUGGGCUCGUUGUCUUGAAACACGUCGCUCUACUUAUGGCUAUUCAAUGUUCCUUGGUGGAAAUCUUGUUUCCUGGAGUGCCAAGAAAUAG
This is a messenger RNA of Lactuca sativa (garden lettuce), 603 nucleotides long. The record is from RefSeq and is a predicted model, not a curated record. Lineage: Eukaryota; Viridiplantae; Streptophyta; Magnoliopsida; Asterales; Asteraceae.